CCUCUCUGGAGGGGGGGCUUAUUAUAUCAAAUAUAUACACACAUGUGUGAACUGUUUGGCCGCACGAUAUAGGUCACAUGUGGAUAACAGUAAUUUUAGAAAAGCAUACAACUGCGGCUUUACAUUUAAAAUGCCUAUUUUACUUUUCCUGUUAGACACGUCCGCUUCUAUGAAUCAGCGCACUUAUUUGGGUACGACGUAUCUGGACGUUGCUAAAGGCGCGGUUGAGGUCUUUAUGAAGCUGCGUGCCCGAGACCCGGCUAGUAGAGGCGACAGGUACAUGCUAGUUACAUUCGAUGAUCCGCCGUACGGAGUGAAGGCGGGCUGGAAGGAGAACCACGCCACCUUCAUGUGCGAGCUGAAGAACCUGCAGGCGUCCGGGCUGACGACGCUCGGCCACGCUCUGCGCACCGCGUUCGACCUGCUUAACCUCAACCGCCUCGUCUCCGGCAUCGACAACUACGGACAGGGCCGCAACCCCUUCUUCCUGGAUCCGUCUGUGAUCAUCACGAUCACGGACGGGAACAAGCUGACGCACAGCUCCGGGGUGCCGGACGAGCUGCAGCUCCCUCUGAACUCUCCGUUGGCCGGCAGCGAGCUCACCAAGGAGCCCUUUCGGUGGGACCAGCGUCUCUUCGCGUUGGUGCUGAGGCUGCCGGGCGCCGCCACGCCCGACACGGAGCAGCUCGGCAGCGUCCCCACGGACGAGUCCGCCAUCACCCAGAUGUGUGAAGUCACCGGAGGUCGAUCGUACUGCGUGCGGACUCAGAGGAUGUUGAACCAGUGUCUGGAGUCUCUGGUCCAAAAGGUCCAAAGUGGCGUCGUCAUCAACUUCGAGAAGACGGGGCCCGAUCCGCCGCUGGUCGGGGACGACGGCGCAGCGGAGUCGAGCCGCCCCGUGCCGUCCUUCGGCACGCAGCCGUGGCACAGCUGCCACAAGCUCAUCUACGUGAGACCCAACCUGAAGACGGGGGUUCCGGUGGGGCACUGGCCCAUUCCAGAGUCCUUUUGGCCGGACCAGAACUCUCCCAGCCUGCCGCCGCGCUCCGCUCAUCCCGUGGUGCGUUUCUCCUGCGUUGACUGUGAGCCCAUGGUGAUCGACAAGCUUCCCUUUGACAAGUACGAACUGGAGCCAUCCCCGCUCACCCAGUACAUUCUGGAAAGGAAGUCUCCACACAUGUGCUGGCAGGUGUUUGUCAACAGCAGCGGGAAGCAGAACGACCUGGGCCAGCCCUUCGGCUACCUUAAAGCCAGCACCACGCUCACCUGUGCCAACCUGUUCGUCAUGCCUUACAACUACCCGGUGCUUCUCCCUCUCCUCGAUGAUCUGUUUAAAGUGCACAAACUAAAACCAAACCUCAAGUGGCGACAGGCCUUUGAGACGUACCUGAAGACGAUGCCUCCGUACUUCUUCUCGCCCUUAAAAAAGGCGUUACGGAUGAUGGGUGCGACUAAUCUGAUUGCAGACACCAUGGACUGUGGCCUGAGUUACAGCAUCAUCUCUCACCUGAAGAAGCUCAGCCAGCAGGCGAAGAUGGAGUCGGAUCGCCUCAUCGUGUCGGUGGGGAAGAAGGCGCCGCAAGAGCCCGGCAUCAAGGUGAAGAACCACUCCGGCUCCGGCUCGCUCUCUCUGGCCCACCGGCAGGACUUUAAGCAGCUGCUGCAGGGCAUCACCGGGGAGGGGCCGCUCCGCCUGGUGGACGUCAACUUCAAAGAGUUUUCUGGCUUCCAGAUUGCGCUGCUCAACAAGGACCUGAAACCUCAAUCUUAUCGAAACGCUUACGACAUCCCACGGCGGAACCUUCUGGAUCAACUCACACGGAUGCGCUCCAAUCUGCUGCGGACGUCGCAAAAACUGAUCCGAGGGCAAGACGAAGACUAUCUGCACAGCAUCCCAGUGGCUCAGAUGGGAAACUACCAGGAAUACCUCAAAAUGAUGCCGUCUCCUCUGAGAGAGAUCGACCCCGACCAACCGAAACGCCUUCACACGUUUGGGAAUCCGUUCAAGCAGGACAAGAAGGGGAUGAUGAUCGACGAGGCGGACGAGUUUGUAACGGGCCCUCAAAACAAGAAAAGAGGAAAUUCCAUCGACGCCAACUCGAGCACCACGAUGAAGAGGAGGCGGAGCAUGUCCCCGUUACUGCGGCGGCCGCAGACUCCGCCGGCGAGCCCCAACCACGUGGUGGCGGAGAAGACUCCGGUGGAGGUUCAAGAGCAGCAGAACCCCCUCAAACCCAUCGCGCAGCACAAAGAAGUGGAUGACAACAACGUGGCGGUCACUGAGAGUAACGGCGACGCGGUUCUUGAGCCCGACUCGGGGGAGAUCUGGCCCGCUGAGAUGGACACUGUCCUCGCCGAGAGCCCGUCUCCACCGGGCCUCGAGGACAAGGCCGGGCUGGGAGCGCCGGACCCGGCGCAGGACAUCUACAUGCCGGAGGAGAGGCCGGUGGACGACGGUCUGGACGAGCAGCCGCCGGAGGAGAAACACAACUGUGACCGGCUGAGUCCUCAGAGCGUGCUCGACGACCCCUACGCCGACCCCGUGGCGCUCCCGACCAUAUUCAUCGCCCCGCUGGACGCGAGCCAAGCGGAGCUGAGGAGUCAGGUCAUCAAGGAGGUCCGCAAGCCGGGGAGAAACUAUGAGGCAAUACUCGGCCUCCUGCAGCAGGUGAAAGGUCCGGUUAAUGUUCAAAGGUACUUCAUCCAACAUGCGAUCAAAGAGGCCGUCAGGUUCAAGAAGCGAGUGCUGAUCCAGCAGCUGGAGACGUCCCUCGCCGAGUUGGAGGAGAAGCAGGCGACGUCCUGGCAGCUUCCCGAUGACGUCGGAAGUUAGUGACGAAGAUCGGCUUUCGUCACUAGGAAUGGUGAACGCUCCUGGACUGUUGGAUAUAAAACCCGAAUAGAAAGACGUCAAGGAGCCUCCAAAGGAUGAACUGAGGAACUAAGGGGGGGGAGAAACGCACUGAUAGCAGACACGCCCACUGUCCCUGUGCUGUUGCAUCACAUCCUGUUGGAGGCGGAGUGAAGGGGUUCAACUGGAGGAGGAGGGGCCUUCAGGACGGAUCAAGUGUAAUCCUCUUUAUACUGACAGAUGCCUUAAACAUCCAUAUGGCUUUUGUCUGUACUGGCACAUUGUUCAGUAGAUACGCACACACACACACACACACACACACACACACACACACACAUCCCUGUUCUUGCAGUCCUUUCUUCAGCUGGUCUGAAAAGUGUUUGUAAGACAGCUUUUCAUCAUAUAUAUUUUUCUAUAUAUAUAUAUUUAUAUAUUUAUAUAUUUAUAUAUAUAUAUAUAUAUAUAUACAAUAACUGACUAUAUAUUACCCGAGCAUAAUUACCAGGACUUUGGACUAGACAUGGACUUGUCAUAAUUAUGAAAUACUAACGUCCUCUCAUCUGCCAUUACAGCAACAGAUCAUGAGUUCAAUGAACGCUGCCGUCGGUAUCCAGUUGGAGUUUACUCCUCAAACCCAACACACGCACACACAGACGCACAACACACGCACAUUGUUCUCCACAGACACUCCAUUGAUUCCCAGUUACAACUUUAUGAGGGAUUUGUGCAUCUGUCUGAGCUCAGUCGGCUGUUGCGGAUUUUAACAGCUGGUAAUCUGUUUUUUUACAGAAACCCAAGUUAGCACUCCUUUUGGUUCCCUUUUUUUUUUAUGACAGAUGUACACUACUUUUCAAUGUUCAUAAGGAAUAUAGAUUAUUUUUAUGAAUUUAUGUCAGAGUAUAAGAAAUAUUUUAAAGGAAAUGUUUAAAGUCGAUUUUGUAAACUGUUAAAUACGUAUAUAUAAAACAAAGUUUUACGAGCCUCUUUUUUUUACAAAAAAAUUAAAAUAAACCAGUUUGAAUGGUAUCCCCA
Pseudoliparis swirei is the source of this 3883-nucleotide messenger RNA. It is a transcript of the gene ints6l, whose product is annotated as integrator complex subunit 6 like. The record is from RefSeq and is a predicted model, not a curated record. NCBI's taxonomy places the organism in Eukaryota, Metazoa, Chordata, Actinopteri, Perciformes, Liparidae. Bases 131 to 2833 code for a protein of 900 amino acids. Gene Ontology annotation, biological process: snRNA 3'-end processing. The transcript is spliced from 18 exons. Gene Ontology annotation, cellular component: integrator complex.